CAAAUGAGAGAGAAGAAUCCAAUCUGCACUUUGAACACGACAGACAGGAAGGAUACCCCUGCUCUGUCAACUCUCAGGAAAGAAAGAAAGAAAAGAAAAGAUCUCAAAGCACUCUCUCUACUACUAUAAUCAUCACCACCACUUUCAGAUUCACAUACAUAGAAAAACGGAAAGUGAAGAUACAAAGAGAGAGAGGGACACAAUUUGAAACAACACAGAGCUAAAAGUAGAAAUCAAUGAUUUUGUUGCAGUCCCAAUCCAGAUUUCUCCUUCAAACAUUAUUAAAUCGUGUACAAAAUCUUGAAAAAGCAGUUGAACUGGAUUACCUUUGGGUGGAGUUUAGUGAUGUUCGUUACCAUAUUCUGGUGUCAACGAAGAAUCCAAAUGUUUUGCUGUUAUCCGUUUCAUUACCAACUCCACCUCCAGAAGCUGUUUUCAUUGGUGGACUUCCGGGUGGAGCCAUUGAAGCUAUAAAGGCUGCUUAUGGUGUGGUUGUACAUAUUCUUGAUCCUCCCAGAGAUGGCUUUAACCUCACUUUGAAACUCAAUUUGGCGAAACUUCCACCUGAUGAAGAGCACAGGUAUGCUCUCUUGGUAAAGAUUGCAUCUGUUAGGGAAGUGGUUCUAGGUGCUCCAUUAAGAGUAGUUUUAAAACAUCUUGCAUCAAGGACUGUUGUUCCUGAUGUAGAUCGGGUGCUGGCUCUUGUGCAUCGGCCAAAGGAGUCUUUCUUCCUUGUUUCUCAGCCAGACAAGGUUACCGUGGUGUUUCCUAUGAGAUUCAAGGACUCCAUAGAUACUGCUUUUGCCACAUCCUUCCUUCAGGAAUUUGUCGAAGCCAGGCGUGCAGCUGGACUUAAUAAUGCUCCUCCUUGCUUGUGGUCUCCUACUCCCCCGCUUGAAUUGAAUGAAGCUCCUGCAGAAGCAUUGUCUGCAAAUGCAGGAUUUGUUUCUUUUGUCAUUUUUCCUCGUCAUGUGGAAGGCAAAAAGCUGGACAGAACAGUGUGGAAUUUAUCAACAUUUCAUGCAUAUGUUAGUUAUCAUGUUAAGUGCUCGGAGGGUUUUAUGCAUACUCGCAUGCGAAGACGUGUAGAGUCUCUUAUUCAGGCUUUGGAUCGUGCAAAACCAGGUGGAGAGGAGAAAAAGAAAUCACCGAAUAGCAGAUCUUUUAAACGGCUGAGCCUCAGUGAAGCUCGAGCUAAUUCAAUUUCUUAAAUGUGGAGUUCUUGUGGCUCCCGUCGAAGAUAUGAAGAUGCUUAUCAAAGAACUUGCCAGAAUCAAUUCAAGGGAGGCUGUUACAAGUGUUUUAUCUUUCUCUAGAAAGGGGAAAAACUAAAAGAAAAAUGAAUAGGAGAUAAAAGCACCGCGUUUAGUUGCCAAUGUGUGUACACUUCUGGUCUUUGUUGGCUCUCUGUUAACCAGAAAGAUCCUAUUUUAUUAUAUCAAUAUUUUUUCAAUC
Molecule: messenger RNA, 1455 nt
Organism: Populus trichocarpa (black cottonwood)
Lineage: Eukaryota; Viridiplantae; Streptophyta; Magnoliopsida; Malpighiales; Salicaceae
Product: actin-related protein 2/3 complex subunit 2A
Exons: 10
Coding region: 237-1211 (324 amino acids)
Biological process (GO): actin filament polymerization; Arp2/3 complex-mediated actin nucleation
Cellular component (GO): actin cytoskeleton; Arp2/3 protein complex
Molecular function (GO): structural constituent of cytoskeleton; actin filament binding
Source: RefSeq, a predicted model, not a curated record